This is a messenger RNA of Clupea harengus (Atlantic herring), 1579 nucleotides long. It is a transcript of the gene reep2, whose product is annotated as receptor accessory protein 2. Gene Ontology annotation, biological process: endoplasmic reticulum tubular network organization. Lineage: Eukaryota; Metazoa; Chordata; Actinopteri; Clupeiformes; Clupeidae. The record is from RefSeq and is a predicted model, not a curated record. The transcript is spliced from 8 exons. Gene Ontology annotation, cellular component: endoplasmic reticulum tubular network; cytoplasmic microtubule; endoplasmic reticulum membrane. Bases 337 to 1176 code for a protein of 279 amino acids. Gene Ontology annotation, molecular function: taste receptor binding; microtubule binding.
UGCUGGCCAAUUAAGUUGGCUAAUUGGAUCACUGAAAACCACCAGUGAUGGAAUAUCUCGCAGCAGGGAGUGCCACCUUGUAACUACAAACAGCGGACUACCUGUCCCCUUUAAGAGAAGUUGGGUACGAAUAAGCCACUGUUCCGUGGCUAAUGCAGUCGAACGGCACAGUCUGCUAACGUUAGCCAGCUAGUCAGCUAGUGUACCUGUGAGAUACAGUGCAGAGGAAACCGAACAGCAGGCAACCGCUUGCGCAUCCUUACAGCAAACUGUGAGGGGUAGGAAUGGGGGUCAGUUAAUAUUUUCAACCGUGAGGAAACGCUGACAACGAUCAAGAUGGUGUCGUGGAUCAUUUCUAGGAUAGUUGUUCUGGCUUUUGGAACCCUCUAUCCAGCAUACUCAUCAUACAAGGCUGUGAAAACGAAGAACGUGAAAGAAUAUGUGAAAUGGAUGAUGUACUGGAUAGUGUUUGCCUUCUUCACGACGGCAGAAACCAUCACAGAUCUCCUCCUGUCAUGGUUUCCAUUUUACUUUGAGCUGAAGAUAGCCUUUGUCAUAUGGCUGCUGUCGCCUUACACCAAGGGCUCCAGUGUGCUCUACCGGAAGUUUGUGCACCCCACCCUCUCCAACAAGGAAAAGGAGAUAGAUGAAUACAUCACUCAGGCGCGAGACCGCAGUUAUGAGACCAUGAUGCGGUUUGGCAAGCGAGGCCUGAACCUGGCCGCCAAUGUAGCAGUCACCGCAGCCACCAAGGUGGGCUUUUCUGUGCAGGGGCAGGGUGUGCUGUCUGAGAAGCUGCGCAGCUUCAGCAUGCAGGACCUGACGCUGAUCCAGGACGAGCAGGACCUGAUGGACUCCGCAGAUGAUAUCAGCACUGGCAGCCAGACCCUCCCACGCGCACGGAGCUCGACGCGCCAAACUCGAUCCACGGCGUCGCCCGUUGUGGCUGACGACACACAUCACAGCUCCAGCUCGAAGUCGGACGGCGAGCAGUCAGACACCAGGACUGAGCACUCGGACGAGGACGCAGUAGAGAAGACCGUGAAGCGCGCGGCCAGCGUCAAGGCAGUCAAGAAACCAGCAACUGCCAAAACCGAGACCACUAAGACGGUGAAGAAACAGCCAAAGAAGAAGACGACCACCCCUGCAGCUGGCAAAGAUUCUGAGACGCCCUGAGUUCCCAGCUCCAUCUCUGGCCCAUCGGCACACGCAUAUACACACACACACACACGCACACACGCACACACGCGCGCGCACAGACACACACUCGGAUAAGUGCACACAUGCAUAGAUACAUGCUGGCAAGCUGUCUGGCAGUGGUGUAUUGUUUUCCAGUCCUCUGAGACCAGCUUCAAUUUUAGCAUUUUCAAUCCAUAAGUGCACCGCUCAAGAGUGUCUGUUACUACCAUAGGAUAUCAGCAAGAAGCUCUGUGUUUCUGUGGUGUGUGUGUGUGUGUGUGUGUGGGUGGUUAAUUUGUGUUUGACAUGGGUUAUGUUCAAGGGUAUCUCUACCCUGUUCUAUUUUGUCUGUAGGCCUUACCUCCAAGGGCAUCUAAUGUCAUAAACAUUCACUCUACAC